Messenger RNA from Porites lobata, 8300 nucleotides. The record is from the annotation of a GenBank genome assembly. NCBI's taxonomy places the organism in Eukaryota, Metazoa, Cnidaria, Anthozoa, Scleractinia, Poritidae.
GCUUAGCGCUGCUAAAUAACGCUGAAGAUGAUACAAGUUUUGGUGGGUAACAGAUUAUAUAACUUAUGCUUAUUUGCCUCUGAAACGUAAAUCUUUUAAGAAAGUUCAUCAUAUUUUUGUAAUAGGCCAUUUGCACUAAGAGGUCAUGGGACAUUGUUUUUAUGAAAAUGAAAGUUAUAUGAUUUUGUCUUCAAAAAACGAUUAGGAUUCAUAUCUUAAACAAAUUUAAUAAUAGUGAUUUGGUUUUUCAAACCCGCACCAUUUCCUUAAAAUGAGUAAGUUCGUAGCUGGUCACGUGACCAAAAUGUGAUUUUAAAAUUAUGAAUUACCUCUUUCUGAACACAAAUUUUGCACUUAAAGCCAGUCAAGAGAAAUGUUGAAAAGAUGAUGUGUUAACGUUUACAGCACAACUGAGAGUAACUAUCAAACGUUUAACAAGAUAUGAGCAAAAAUUAAAAGUAGUUUUGGCCGCCAUGUUGGAGGGCAAGAGUACGCCCUCCAACAUGGCGGCCAAUACAAAUCAUACUACUUUGUUUAAAAAAUCAAAAUGCCAUAAAAUAUCUCCCUUAAAUGCGUUUCCUCUCAAAUUUCGGGUGUAAGAUAUUUUUAUGUGCUCUGUCAAUUUUUGGCAUCAGCAAGAUUCCAACUCAUCGUUUAAAGGAAGCAUUGGUCACGUGACCUCUUAGUGCAACUGGCCUAUUGAAGCACACUGUCGUACCCCGCUUUAUGGACGCCUGUUCAAUACGGGUCUGAUCACACUCGUUAUGACAGAAAGUUUUCCUUAUCCCUGGGUAAAACACUCACGCUUUUUCUCUGAAUUCAACCCGCUUAAAGUGGAGAUCUGUUAAUACGGACAAACGAACUCUUGUUUCUCUUCCAAUCAACAACUUGUCAGAGAAAGUCAACCUCGCUUAAAUACGGACACUUCAUUGGCAACUGUGUGCUGCAAUAAAAUUUCCUUUUUGAAGUUAAAAAAAAAAAAAGCUUUAGGUGACAACAUGUCGGAUGUUCCAAAUGUUGCAGCACACCGGCUAGGAUCACUUUUACUUGGACGGCAAUCUCAGUUUAUUUUGGCACUAAACGCUAAGUUAAUGAGCAAAGUAUGCAGAGUUGGGUUAUUGAUUGAUGAGUAACGUAUAAUUAUAAAUUGGCGACUUUGUGGUAGCCUGCGUAGCAGGUGCUUGGAAGUAGUGGGCACAAGAAAAAAAGGGCGCGCGAGGAGAAACGCAUGUCUCCCUCGCGCGCGCCCGUUCUCUCUUUCGCCCACUACUUCCAAGCGCCUUCUGCGCAGGCUAACUUUGUGGUGUUUCCAUGGACAUAUAUAGUCCUCGGAAUGACGGCUUUUGUGCACGUUAGAGAUGUUUAAUUUGACGACGUUGAUCGAUGUCUUAUUUUAAAUGUGUAGUAUUUUGUUCAAAUAAAAGGUAUGUUUUUUAACUUAAAUAACAUGACCUGGUUAAUACGGACGAGGGCGUUUUUUAAACUCUAUUCAGACCAGGCAUUUUUGGCUUACCGGAGUUGUCUUGGUUAAUGCCACUGGAUAUAGGGUCUUAAUCCAUGCAAAGCCUGCAUCAGUUCAUCCGUUUUGUCAGCCGCUUUAAGAAAAUUAUCGGGUUACCAUCGAGCGUUAUAACGGGACACACGGCGCUGAGGUUUUAUAUGGGGUACAAGAUUUACAGAUAUAUUUUGCUAAGUAGAGAACUCCGAAAGCUUUCAUGCCCUAACAUCAAUAAUGCUCUGGUCGGAGUGAGUAUAUAAGUUGUAUAACAUGAAAGGUCAGGCAAAUAAGGGGUCGCGGAAUUGGUGCUUAACCUCAAAUGCAAGAUCUGUGUUUGUUGCUGUUUGUUGGGAUUAACUUGAAACUCUCUGACAUCAUCUUAUUACGUUGCAGGUUCUGUGCAGUUUCGUUGCCUGUCUUCCAACAACUUUGGGUAUAAGCUGCUAUUCAUGCGCAGAAUAUCCAGGUUCGAGCGAGACAUGUAGCAGCCUCUCCAUAAUUUCAUGCGACUCCUUUUACGACUCUUGCAUGACUACGAUCGUUACAGGGGAGGUGCACGGCUACCAGUACUCGACAACCGUCAAGGACUGCUCGAUAUCUAGUACGUGUGACUCGAACCUUAUUUGUAACCAAGUGAACAGCUCCAUUUCUCAAUCAAAUGGAACCAUGUUCUCAUGCUCAGUAAACUGCUGCGAUAGUGAUCUCUGCAAUGGAGGAGGUGAGCUAGUCCAGUGUGUUCAUAAUUUCAACAUAAUUGUCUUCAACCCAGUUAUCGACCCUGCAAACUGCACGUAAUAUAUGGGACCGUUCACAAACUAACUUCUAAUACAUAGGGUGCUAAAAGGGUCAAGGCCUUUCUUGUCGAUUCAGACUACUACCAGACACCCGAGGGGACAAGUAAAAAAAAUAACAUAAAAAACGGUCCUCCCUUAAAUAAUUUCCAGAUAAACACGAUUAUAAAUCGAAGCACUGCUAUCAGUUUAUGUCGAGAAAAACUAUUUAGAUUAGACGGUCUUAUCAACUUUACUGCGUUUUCCAACUGUACUACAUGCAUGUCCUGCCUUUUACCAGGACCUACAGAAUAUCCCACGGGUGGACCACUUCCUACCAGAUACCCCACGGGUGGACCACUUCCUACCGGAUAUCCCACGGGGAGACCAUUACCUACAGGAUACCCCACCAGUGGGCCAGAACCCUCUGGUUUUCCUACUGCUGGACCGCCAGGGCCAGACCCUCAGAGGUAAGCGAACUAGUGUUUUAACGAAGCAUGAGCUUUAGCUGGUGAUGAGUGAAAUAAAAAAAAAUACAAAUGAAAACCAAAUUUAUUUUUAUCUCUACGCAUCGGUAGGUUAAAGCUGUUUUAACGAAUACGAGUUAAAUCGGCUUUGUUGGGUAUAUGUACUUUUAUUGCUAUGAGAUGAGUUUAUAUUUCUUAUAUUGGUUUUUUACUGUCAAGUAGACCGGUUAUUUUCAUGAAUAUACCUUUGAAUUCCUGUUUAAUACGGCUUGAUCAGCUUUAAAGGGCAUUUGCCGGCGGAAGUUCCAUGGAAACUGCGUUAAAUUAAAAACUAUUCAUCUGAGAUCGGCAAUCAUCCUCAGUAGUCCAGUGGUAUAGGGAAGCGGCGUUUAGACGAAGGUUCGGGCUUCGAACCCUAUUGCCCAUCCUUACUUUUUUUUCUUUUUUGUUUUCCUGCGGUUGUUUUGUUUUGUUGGCUUAUUCGUCUUUUUUUUUAUAAAUAUAGCUUAUUUCCCGUAUUGGCUUCUUUCCCUUUCUUUCCACUUCUGGCCCUUAACCUCUGCUUCGCAAGGCUCUGCGAUUCGCGUAUUUCUAGUAGACUAUUAAGGAGAGUGUAAUAGUUAACUUGGGACGUAACAGUCGCGUCCUUUUUACGAUGCGCCAAACAAGCAAACAUUUGACACUGGCAAUGUUAACCGUCUAUGAUCGGAUUGAAAUCCUCUUCCAAAACUACUCAUAAAGGCUCAGGAAACAUAGGUGAAUAACAAAUAACAACUGAUUUUUCUAUUAGCUAAUACAGCGUUCGGGCUCCCUGUGUUAAGACCUACAGUACUGCGAAAAGGAAAUGAGAGCGAGAUUCCCCCGGGGGGGUACUCCUGGGAAUUCUUGGUGGGGGUGUGCCGCCCGGUUCUUCAAAUCCUGACCCGAUUUCAGACCAAAAAAUAUAAUUAUCCACACCCGUUUUCAGACCAGGCCUCUAAAAUCCACACCCGUUUUCAGACCUAGCCUUUAGGCAGAAAUUAUGUUAUCAUCGCUUAGAUUAGGGCGCAAACACAAAAAUUAUUAUCUAAAUCUAUUUGGAAUUCACAUAUUUCUCUCUUUCUUACUCAUUUGGAAUUUAAACGAUAAGAAUGUUCAUACACUCCCGUAGUUCCCUCGAAAACCAUACCCGAUUCCAGACCAAAAUGGGAAAAGUGUGCACCGUUUUCAGACCAACGGCGCAAAAACCCUACCCGAUGGGGCGUGACAUACCUAUAUGACUUAUACAAGGGAGUACCCCUCCGGGAUUUUGUCCUUCAGUUCUCUCCAAACAUCGACUAAAGUUUGCCAAGAAAUUAUUUUUAUGGCUCCAAUAAAGAAGAUAUGACAGAAUUAUAUUUCUUAAGACCUACAUGUACUAGUUUCUUAAAUUUUAGGACAGCUCUAUAGCUAGCUCAUAACAUUUUUGAUCAUUACUUUUUCAUGAAAGGAAUUUAAUUUGUCAAAAUUAAACCUCCCUUGGUGUCUUUUAUUUGUUUCAGCCGCCUGAAAUAUUACAUCCACGCCUUGGAAGCAUUGCUCCGUCAGGUAAAAUUAAUAUGACGUUUAAAACGGCUGUAAGAGUUUAAGCGGUAUCAGAGAAACAGCGAAAAUAAAUGAUCAAACUAUUGUAACAAAAUAAUCAACCUUAGAAAAUCGGACAUCUGGCCUCUAAUUUCUUUUUUAUUCAUUCAAAAUAUUUCGCAGUUUCUGAUUGGCUUUAAUCCCCCAAUUAAUUCUUCAUAAGCACCUGGCGCUUACUAAAUUAGAAGAUCGGCGAGCUAUAUGCUGUCGAUUCGAAGGUAUACUUUGAUAAGAAACGAGGUUGAUCGGUUGUAUGUUUGAUUGGGAACGAGGCCGCAUGUUUAAUAGACUAUCGAUAAACGUUGUUUCCAGGCGCGGCUCUCUAGCUGUUUACUCACGAGUGAACUAAAAAAAAAAAAAAAAAACGGGGCGUUCAUUGCUAUCUGAAGUCGAAAUAGAUGAAUUUCUGACGAAAAACUGAACGGUAGGAAGGCAAAAAUACAAGCUAAAUGUUAAACUGCUACUUUUGUAAUGCGAAUGCAUGUGCUAAUUAUGCAAUUGGUGGAAAAGGUGCCGAACGGCAAGCGCAAAUUUGUAAGCCGGCUUUACUCUACGCCUUUACUACGAAGCAAAAAAAUGCAGUGCACCCAGCACUGCAAAUAAUGUCUUUAAAAUCUCUUUACAACGGCUACCUGGGGAAGGAGGAGCAUUAAGCUGGGAGGACAGGGAUUUAGAAUACGACAUAUUUUAUUUGUAAGCUUGUGUUAGGAUAUUAACACCAAAUGCAAACUGAAAAUGCAUGUAUUUCAAUCAAACCGAAUCCAUCUUCUCAGGACACAAAUUCACAAAACACAAAACGAGCAUCGGGUACUUGAAUAUACGUAUCUUGUUUGCUUAAACUUGGUUUGCAGGCUUUUUCUUCGCGAAUGUUUCUGCUUGUGUAACCGAAACGUUAAAUGCUAAAAAAAUUGGAGCUUUGGGGCGAGUCAAAUGGGGAUUUCUAAUCUCCAUACUGAAAUCAAAGAUGGCGGACAAGACAUUAUUCUAGGAUAAACAGUCCGGUUUUGUUCGUCCCCCAAAUUCUCCUGCAUUGCAUGUUAGCUGCGUUUCUUUUGUAUAGAGAGGCUUCACUGCAUUUUUGGCAGUUUGUGGGUUUUUUUUUUUCGGCCGCUACCGCUUUGGAGAAGGUGGCGCGGUUCUAGAAAGAUAAAGUGAAUAAUUAUAAAAACCGUCCCCAGGGACUUGAAACGAAAAUUGGUGGUUGUAGAGAAGGGGUGAAAUUGACUUUUUUUUCUGCUCUCUGAUAGAUGGAAUACAUUGUGGACAACGAACUUGGUGCUCAUCCCAGCAUCUCCGCUAAAAAACGGACAGGUAAAUAAAAUAAUCGAUAACAGAACUCAUAGGAAGGGUUUUGCGCAGGCAGAGAAAAGAUAGAUCUGGAGUCCUGACAAAUCCACUGCUAUCGUUCAGAGACUUGGAAAAAAUAAAUAAGCAAAUAAAUAAAUAAAUGAAUGCUCUAGCAUUUGUGUCACGAAGUUUUUACAGACAAUAUGUUGACAAUCAAACAAGUGCAACUAUUGAUUCCAUUCAUUUCUUUCGUUAUUUAAUAUGAUAUUUAUAUUUUGAUUUCUAUUUUCUUUCCAUUGUUGCCAAGGCUUCGAAAGGGGUCGAAGUAUAACUUGUGAAAAAUGUCAAUACUUAUCAUCGCUUCAAACGUGAUUUAGUGGUUAUUGACAAUUUUUAACAGGGCGAAACAAGAAGCGUUCGCAAGCCCAAAUGAAGAUGAAAACAUUAAGGAUCAUCAAGGAAAAUGUGGAAAAGAUGUUCUCAAACAAAGAGUAAAUUUUGAGGUAAUUUUGACUUAUUUGUUGACUUAGAUGAAUUCAUUUUCUAAAAGUAUUGUUGUACGUUUAUUCAAUUUUUUAGUCAAGCCAGGGAAAGAUUAAGGGAGAGCUAUUUUCGUAUGUCACCAUAUCAAUAUUUGAUUACAAAUUUGCUCCCAUUAAAAAAUUCUUGCAUUUUAAUUGCAUUAAAAGACUUUCAAUCAUCACGCUAGAGCACUUUCUUUUUCCCGUCUCAUGUUUGCAUCUGAUUCAGGUAAGGCCUAGGCAAACGUCGAACUUUUCGUGAGACGCGCGACCCAAACGGCGUGAAUUUGGGUCGACCUAGGGACUGUGCAAUAAUUAUCAGGAGGGGGGGGGGCUGAAAAACAAGGGUUAGCUAGCAAAAACUUAGACAGUACCCCCUCCAAAACAAAAAAAAUUAGUUCUAACCCCCCUCUGUUAUGUUAAAAAUAACGUUGCACCCCCCCUUCCCACCACACUGGACUGAGCUGCCAUCACAGCUUCAAUAAUGACAAACGUUAUUAUGUAACAUGUAGUAUCGAGAAGGAUGUUGAUCGCUUGAUUGAAGAUUUAGACAAAGCAUUUGCUAAGUACCGGGGUACUUACCACAUUGGCUCAAAAUCUAAAACUUCUGAAGCCAGAAAGAGAAAGGAGCAGAGAAAAAAAUCAAAGAACAGGAGAUUGAACGCUUUAAAUAGCAGACGAAAAAGAGCUUGCAUUAUAUUUAGAUCCUUGGGAACGUCUUGGGAGGAGAGCCUGAUGAACUUUGUUAUGAGCCAGAUAUAUAUGGAAUUCAGCAAAUCGAUUCAGCCGAUGAAGAAACAUUACUUUUAUUCACAUCAAAAACCGACAAAGCUUGUCUACGAGAUCUGUUUGAUUUCCAUUGUUUUAUGGGGGAAGCUGAAAAACAAGUUCAUGAUUUUUGCUUUACAUAGGAUCAGCUCAAUUAAUUAGAAGACGGGUUAAAAUUGAUCAGUUGUGAAUUUGCUUUUCAUUUUGAUGGAAUAUUUUCAAUAAUCGUUUAACAGCUGUUCGUGUUGAUAUUUGUUACAGUCUAUCAUGAUGCCUGUAUUGAGAAUCUUUUAUUGCGUUUAAUUUUAUUUACAUUUCGAAUAAAACUUUUAUUAAAAGGCCCCCCUCCGUCAAAUGAGUGAUUUUAGUUUGAGCCCUCCCUAUCUUGGCAGCACUUUUAUGUAAAGCCCCCGACUCUAGUUUUUCAGCCCCCCCUCCUGAUAAUUAUUGCAGAGUCCCCUAAAUGAAGUUAAGAUCACCAGUUGGCUCAGACGUCGAACUAAGGACGCGUCGAAGAAUGAACUGAAUCAGACCAAAAACGAAAUUUAAUUUUUUUUUCCCGAACGAUGCUUAAUAUACAUCAUCAUACAAAUUUAGACUUUUUUUUAGUGUAGUUGGUCGCAUGUGUAGUCUCCCUCGCAGCCGUUUUUUGGAUGUCACGCAACGGGAGCGUUGCGUGACAUCCAAAAAUCGGCUGCUAGGGAGACUAUCGCACGUAAAGAUCGACGUUUGUUCCGAGGACGAUCUUCAGACGGCUAGAACGUGUUGGAUGAUCCAAGCUCAUAUUCAGACGAACAGGCUAACUGUGCCAGACGUCGUCGAACUUUUCAUGAACUUUAACUCACUAAGUUUGGUUCAUCUCGUCAAAAGUUCAACGUUUGGUUUAGGCCUGACAGGGGAACAGUGUUCCUCCCAUUUACAAGUCAAAACCACCCGGGCGGAAAUUAAAUCUUUUGCAUUAACAUAAAACUACAAAAUUUUUUGUGGUGGGAGAAUGACCCACUACAAAGUAUAUGCAAAUCAGCUAUACGUACUUAAAAGAGUAGAAAAAUUGCAUCGCUUUAAAUCAAAGUCGAUAUUUUCGGAAUGGCUCCAGUCCUUUGCCUUUCUAACCUGAAUUUCCGGUUUCCCCCCAACAUAACAUGAUAGUUCAUAGUCAUGAAAAAUGAAUGUAAAAAAUAAAAUAAAAAAUAAAACACCAUUCCAGUAACAAGACAUAAUUUUGAAACUAAAGAUUUCCUAAAGAUGUCCAAUUUCCCCCCUGUAUUUGAUCAACAUUGUAGUCCAUACUGAAAAGACUGUUACACGUAUUUCUUCACAGAGACCAGGGACAGGACAGGGAAGAGGAAACAAAUGACAAUUAACAAUAGACUGAGAUGAAGGAUGC